Molecule: messenger RNA, 1291 nt
Organism: Tribolium castaneum (red flour beetle)
Lineage: Eukaryota; Metazoa; Arthropoda; Insecta; Coleoptera; Tenebrionidae
Gene: Syx6
Product: Syntaxin 6
Exons: 7
Coding region: 182-946 (254 amino acids)
Biological process (GO): intracellular protein transport; vesicle fusion; retrograde transport, endosome to Golgi
Cellular component (GO): SNARE complex; synaptic vesicle membrane; endomembrane system
Molecular function (GO): SNARE binding; SNAP receptor activity
Source: RefSeq, a predicted model, not a curated record
UUAUCAAUACCACUGACGUUCCCUUGCUAGUGACAUUGUUGUUGUUGAAAUUAUGAUUUAUUUUACUUAAAAUAUGAAGUUAUAUGGUUCUUCGUUUAUAUCCACCCAACAUUCCACAUGUUUAUGAGCAAGUUACUGUUAAGUUUGCAAGUGCAGAACUUGCCAGCCCACACAUAUUGACAUGACGUUGGAGGACCCGUUUUUUGUAGUGAAAGAUGAGGUAUUUAAGGCGUUAAAUAAAACAAGGGGCUUGUAUCUUCGAUGGACUGAAUUGCAAGAUGACUCAAUCUGUAUCACCAAGGAUGAAGUAGAAUGGACCAACACAGAACUCAAAAACUCUUUACGUAGCAUAGAAUGGGACCUGGAGGACUUAGAAGACACAAUUGAUAUUGUAGAGAAAAAUCCGUCAAAAUUUAAAAUCGACAACAAAGAACUUACCAUCAGGAAAAACUUCAUUGACACAACACGUGAAGAAGUUAAGUCAAUGAAAGAUAAAAUCAACAUGAAUCGAAACAGAGAUCGUGAUCGUACCGCACGACAGCCCUUACUCGACAAUAGCCCCGUCAGGGUCACCAACAGCCACGGCACUACAAAAUACUCUAAACUGGAAAACGAUUUAGACAGCCCUCAACGUCAGUUUUUAAACGACACAUUGUCGCAGCAACAAUAUAUGACCAGACAACAAGAAGAGCAUUUGGAAGCUAUCGGUGAUUCCCUCGGAUCGUUAAAAACGGUGUCUAGACACAUUGGAAUCGAGCUCGAUGAACAGGCAGGAAUGUUGGACGAGUUCGGGACUGAACUCGAAAACACCGACUCAAAACUGGACUCGACUUUGAAGAAGAUGGCGAAAGUGUUGCACAUGUCCAACGAUCGGCGGCAGUGGACAGCUAUCAUCGUUCUAUCUAUCAUUCUUCUUAUUGUGAUAAUUUUAUUUUCCGUACUGUGAUUUCGUUUUUAAAGGCCAACCGCAAGCCAAGUUAAGAGAUAGUCUAAGUACAAAUGAUUAGUUAUAUUUAUACAUUUUCCAACGUUCACACACUUGUUUCAAGCACAGUUUUUUCGGUUGAAACUCCUGAUAGGUUUAGUGACUCAGCGUGCCAUUUGUACAGCACAACUGUACGUUUUUAAAUUCAAAAUAGUGUCGUAGAGGUAUCCUAAUAUUUGUAGCGUUUGGAAAUAACCAUAUAUCUGAAUAAUAGCUGAAUAUAUUUUUAGUCAUCGUGUAAUUGUUUUUAUUUAUUAUGGAUAACUGUAUGUAUUAGUACGAAAAUGAAUAAAAUGUACCCACAUA